UUGAUUGAUUGACAGAUGUUUCUGUGUUCUUUCAGAGGGGACCCCAACAGGAGCGACAUCUGGGGCAACACGCCGCUGCACCACGCCGCCACCAACGGUCACAUGCACAUCCUCAGCUUCCUGGUCAACUUCGGCGCCAACCUCUUCUCCCAGGACAACGACUUCCACACAGCUAUGGACGUGGCAGCGUCGGGCGACCGCAUGGACUGCGUGCGAUUCCUGGACAGUGCCGCAUCACAGCAGACCAUCCAGAAUGCCAAGAAAGUGGCCAGGCUGAAGAAGGAGGCCACCAAAGAGGCUGAAACGCGRGUGAAGCUGUGUGAGAGGGUMAAAAAAAGGCACAAGAGCAAGAUGGAUAAGAUGUACCAAGGGUCAGUGUCAGAGGCCAGCACGGCAUCUCCRUCGUUYUCCAAGAUGGGCACCAUCAACAGUGUGAACGAGCAGUUCUCCAAGCUGAUCGCCUCCGAUACCUCAGGCUCGCUUACGGCCCGGUCGAAGGGGACCCUCCAGAGGAUAUUCGGGAAAAAGGAUAAAGGAAUAACGGAGAAGGUGGGAAGAGACGGGAACGUCAUCUUCGUCAAGCAGGAGAACGGCACCCUCUCUGGGAAGCCUGAGUUCAUGGGCGUUUUCUCCGAGCAGGACGAGAUCGAUGAGGAAGAGGACGGAGGGAUGAGAAGAUUCACGGAUGAUGAGGUUAAUGACGAUGACGAAGAAGAAGAUGGCCCAGGAGCCAAGGAGUCCAUCUUCAAACGGCCCGGCCUGGGGAACAUGGUCUUCAGGAAGAACUUCUCCAUGGAGAUGGGGAUAGAGCCCGACGACUUCCCCAGUGGGAACAAUGAAAACCUGGGCUUCCUCAUCCGCAGAGAGGGGUUCGACACAGAAGGGGAGGACACAGGSUUUGUUGAGGACGAGGAGGACGGCGACCUGCCCUGGAACCAGGAGGAGAUUGGCCUGGAUGACGACCAGGAUGAGGAGACCUCCCCGCUGGAUGCCUUCCUCUCAUCCAUCUCCCUGCCAGACUUCUCCCCAGCCUUCACCCGCGAACAGCUGGACCUGGAGGCGCUGAUGCUCUGUUCCGACGACGACCUCAAGGGCAUCCGCAUCCAACUGGGGCCCCGUAAGAAGAUCCUGGAAGCUGCCCAUAUAUACCACUCCAGUGACUCAUGGUUACAUCAGAGAUAG
Molecule: messenger RNA, 1182 nt
Organism: Salvelinus sp. IW2-2015
Lineage: Eukaryota; Metazoa; Chordata; Actinopteri; Salmoniformes; Salmonidae
Gene: anks4b
Product: ankyrin repeat and sterile alpha motif domain containing 4B
Exons: 1
Coding region: 16-1182 (388 amino acids)
Cellular component (GO): nucleus
Molecular function (GO): protein binding
Source: RefSeq, a predicted model, not a curated record